Molecule: messenger RNA, 795 nt
Organism: Hirsutella rhossiliensis
Lineage: Eukaryota; Fungi; Ascomycota; Sordariomycetes; Hypocreales; Ophiocordycipitaceae
Product: DDE superfamily endonuclease domain-containing protein
Exons: 2
Coding region: 1-795 (264 amino acids)
Cellular component (GO): nucleus
Molecular function (GO): DNA binding
Source: RefSeq, a predicted model, not a curated record
AUGGAUGAAGCAGGCAUCAUGGAAGGACUUGGGGAGAAUGGCCUGGUCGUUGGCAGUGCUGAAAAACGAUCUGUACAAAAGAAGACGCCUGGUUCUCGGGUCUGGACGUCGUUCAUCGAGUGCGUGUCCGCUGCCGGCACCUUCCUCCCUCCACUCGUCAUUUUCAAGGGCAAAUCGGUCCAGCAACAGUGGUUCCCAGAAGAUCUCAGUACUUUUAGUGACUGGCAAUUCACUGCGACAAAGAACGGCUGGACUUCGGACCAAACUGCGGUGGAGUGGCUCGAAAAGGUGUUCAUUCCAAGAACCCAGCCACCCGACCCUUCGGAGCGAAGACUGCUAGUAUUGGACGGCCACGGAAGUCACGAGACGGUUGACUUCAUGGUGGCUGGAAAGCGACGGGUUUGUGGCCGGUGUCGAUGGCGAAGCCACUUUGAGCCCUCUUCUGCUGGAGAACAGCAACAGACGCAAAAGAACGCGAAAAAUGUGGCCAAUGCAUUCAAUAGCCACUUACCCACCAGUGACUGGCAAUCAGACACAUCCCAGAUUGCGUGGUCGACCCCGAGGCGCUCGCAAGAUCUGAAGGUUCAGGUAGUUCAAUUCAACCAGCUAGACGACGACGUGCCCACGAAGAGAUUGCUGUUCAGGAAGAUCACAAAAGGGUUUGACGAGAAGGAUGGCCUUUUAGCAAAAGCUCAAUUGCAGAUUCAGGCACUGGAAACACAAUUGGCGGCCGUCAAGCCGAAAAAAAAGGAAGAGGGUGGUCACGAGCCCGAAUUCGAGGUUCGCCAAUAUUGA